AACUCCCGAGCCGGCGAACCCCCAAUACCUCCUGCGCCACCACCAGACGCGACCCACACCAGCUCAAGGUAAGACUGGCAGGUUUCACUGUGUCGAGCAGUUUUUGUGGACAAUCUUCAGUCGCUCCCUAGUGCUGACUUGCUGUUUUGUUGUCAUCACAAUGUCAGGCUUGCUGAACUCAAAUCUUAACAGUUCAGCAUCAAAUCUUCCGGACUCAACAGGACGACCAUUUGCAGCAUCCUUUUCUGGCCAAUCUGGAUCAGUUCAAGGUUUCCAUCACUCUGGUCUGCACAACAUUCAUGGAAAUUUCAAUCUUCCAAAUAUGCCUGGUUCGCUUGCUCAAAGGAAUGCUGCAAUGAGUGGCCUACCAUCCUCUGGGGUUCAGCAAACUGGAGGGAGCAUUUCAGGGAGAUUUGCUUCGAACAACCUUCCAGGUGCCAUGUCUCAGAUUCCUCAUGCACAUUCAGGUGUCGGUGGUAGAGGAAUGAAUGUUGGUGGAGGUCAAGCAUAUAGUAGUGGCAUGAAUAUUGGUGGUACCAUUCAAGGCUUAUCCUCAAACUUGGGCAACAGUGUCAAUCGGAAUUCUGUUCCUGGCAUGUCCGCGUCUCCAGCUUUAGGAAACUUGGGUCCACGUAUUACAAGUUCUGUGGGAAACAUUGUGGGCGGGAGUAACAUUGGAAGAAAUAUGAGCUCUGGUGGGUUGUCGGUGCCGAGUAUUGCGUCACGCAUGAAUUUUGGUGGCAAUACUGGGAGUGGAAGUCUAAAUGUGCAAGGAUCCAACAGGAUGAUGACUGGCCUUCUUCCGCAAGGAUCAUCUCAACUGAUUAGUAUGAUUGGAAGUUCAUAUCCAACGUCUGGAGGUUCAUUAUCCCAGAACCAAAUGCAAGGAGGUAAUAAUUCUCUAGGUUCUUUGGGGAUGCUACAUGACCAUGGUGACAAUGCUCCAUUCGACAUCAAUGAUUUUCCCCAGUUGACUGGCCGACCUAGUUCUGCUGGUGGGCCGCAAGGACAAUAUGGAUCACUACGGAAGCAAGGAGUUGGUGUUAACACUAUUGUUCAACAAAACCAGGAAUUCAGUAUUCAAAAUGAAGAUUUCCCGGCUUUGCCAGGAUUUAAAGGUAGCAGUUCAGAGUAUGCUAUGGAGUUACAUCACAAGGAACAACUUCAUGAGAAUGUACCUGUAAUGCAAGCACAACAAUAUCCAAUGGCAAGGUCAGUUGGUUUUAAUUUAGGAAGUAGCCACCCACCAAAUCGUCAGCAGCAUCAGCUGGGUGGUAAUUCAAUUCAGAGUGCUGGACCCCAAAACAUUGGACUAAGACCACUAAACUCUAGUCAAGCUUCUAGUUUGGGAUCAUAUGAGCAACUGCUCCAGCAGUACCAGCAGCCGCAGACCCAAAGGCCUUUCAGGUUGCAGCAGAUGUCUUCAGGCACCCAGUCACACAGGGAUCAAAGUCUAAAGGUCAUUCAGGGAGGCCAGACACCACCUGAUCCAUAUGGCUUGUUAGGAUUGUUGGGAGUUAUAAGGAUGCAUGAUGCUGACUUGACAUCUCUUGCUUUAGGAAUAGAUUUAACAACAUUGGGUUUAAAUUUGAACUCAGCAGACAAUCUGUACAAGACAUUUGGCUCCCCAUGGUCAAAUGAGCCAGCAAAAGGAGAUCCUGAUUUUCAGAAUCCAGCUUGUUACUUGGCUGAGCAACCCCCACCACUCACUCCUUUGCAUUUUCAGAAGUUUCAGACACUCAUACUGUUCUACAUAUUCUAUAGCAUGCCAAAGGACGAAGCUCAGAUAUGUGCUGCCAUCGAACUAUAUAACCGUGGAUGGUUUUACCAUAGAGAACUGCGGCUGUGGUUCACAAGAAUUCCUAACAUGGAACCUCUUGUCAAGACUCCUGAUUAUGAACGGGGUUCUUAUGGUUGCUUUGAUCCACACAAUUGGGAGACAGUCCGUAAGGAUAACUUUGUUCUCCAUUAUGAGCUAGUAGAGAAAAAGCCAAGUCCCCCUUCUGCAUACCAAAUCGUUAGGUGAAAGAAAUCUGGGUACCUCCUGACUCUAGCUUUGUUGGACAUGAACAAAAGCCUUCAUUUGAAACAUAACAAGUGUCAUUGCCCAAUUCGUCAAAGUACUAAUUUUUCUUAGAAGUACAUACACUAAACACUUUGAUUUAUUUA
This is a messenger RNA of Lolium rigidum, 2169 nucleotides long. RefSeq names its product probable NOT transcription complex subunit VIP2. The transcript is spliced from 15 exons. The record is from RefSeq and is a predicted model, not a curated record. Lineage: Eukaryota; Viridiplantae; Streptophyta; Magnoliopsida; Poales; Poaceae. Bases 161 to 2026 code for a protein of 621 amino acids. Gene Ontology annotation, biological process: nuclear-transcribed mRNA poly(A) tail shortening; regulation of DNA-templated transcription. Gene Ontology annotation, cellular component: CCR4-NOT core complex; P-body.